AUGCCUGAAGCUAUCAUCCCUCCCCAGAAGCGGGUGCUGGGCGACGCGGUCAAUAAUGCCAACAGCAUCUUAAAGUCUGAUGGUGCACUCAAGAAGCGAAAACUCGACAAUGCACCUUCUGUGCAGUUUGCGCCGUCCUCACAGACCCCGCGGCGAAAGAUUGGCUCAACUCAACCACAGAAAAGUCAAUUCGAGGAGGAGGUGCUGGAAAAGUUGACGCAGGACAUCGGCGACUUGAAGGAGAACAACUCAGAAAAGGACCAGCAAUGGGAACGCCCUCCGCUCGGCGACUUUGAUGAAACAAAAGAAAACAUCUGCUUCCAACAGAUUGACGCAGAAGAAGCAGUACUAAUGGGAAAACCUGCCAUUCGACUCUUCGGUGUCACUGAGGUUGGACAAUCGGUCUGUCUUCACGUUACCGGUUUUGAGCAUUACCUCUACAUUGCGGCCCCAGUUAGCUUCACGAAAGCGGAUUGCGAUCCUUACAAACAUUUCCUAGAACAGAAACUCGGCCAAAGCUUCCCCGCAAUCUCGUCUGUACAACUUACCAUGCGCGAGAACAUUUACGGGUUUCAAGGAAACCAGAAGAGCUACUACAUCAAGAUCACAGUCACGGAACCAAAGUUGGCUGCUCGGUUGCGAAGUGCUUUAGAGACUGGCAGUGGAAGCAUGAAUUACAAGGGCAUGUGGAGCGGCGCAGAUGGAAUCCUUACCUUUGACAAUAUUCAAUAUCUCUUGCGCUUCAUGAUCGACACUGGGCUAGCUGGAAUGGCUUGGGUCGAGGCAGUGGCUGGGAAGUAUCGUCUGCUCGGACAGAACCAAAAAUUGUCUAACUGCCAAAUCGAAGCUUGCGUCGAUUAUAAAGACAUGAUAGCGCAUCAGCCCAAUGGAGAAUGGGCGAAAAUGGCACCGCUUCGCGUCCUGUCAUUUGAUAUCGAGUGUGCUGGGCGCAAAGGUAUCUUCCCCGAGCCCAACAUGGAUCCGGUCAUCCAGAUUGCCAACGUUGUCACUCGAUACGGAGAGUCAAAACCAUUCAUCAGAAAUGUCUUUGUCCUUGAUACAUGCAGUCUUAUUGUCAAUACUCAAAUCCUGGAAUUCCAAAAGGAGGAAAAGAUGCUUGACGCCUGGCGUGAUUUUGUCGAAAAGGUGGACCCCGAUGUCAUCAUCGGAUACAACAUUGCCAACUUCGAUUUCCCAUACCUGCUCGAUCGUGCUAAGCAUUUGAAGUGCACUGGAUUCCCAUAUUGGACCAGACUGAAGGGUUGCAAGACCGAGGCCAAGGAUGCAAGCUUUUCGAGCAAGCAAAUGGGUAACCGAGACACAAAAGCGACCAACACAAAUGGUAGAAUCCAACUUGAUCUUCUACAAUUGGUACAGAGAGACCAUCAGUUGAGAAGUUACACACUUAAUUCAGUGUCAUAUGAGUUUCUGAAAGAACAAAAGGAAGACGUCCACCACACGAUGAUUACUGAACUUUUUAACGGCACCCCCGAUUCGAGACGAAGAUUGGCAGUGUAUUGUUUGAAGGAUGCAUAUCUGCCACAGCGAUUGAUGGACAAGUUGAUGUGUCUGGUCAACUAUACAGAGAUGGCAAGAGUCACGGGUGUGCCAUUCAAUUUCCUACUGUCGCGAGGACAACAGGUGAAAUUCAUCAGUCAACUCUUCCGCAAAGCCCUGGAGCAGCAACUCGUUAUUCCCAAUUCCAAGCCUCAAGAUGAGCAGGAUUACGAAGGAGCCACUGUCAUUGAGCCGAAGCGAGGUUACUAUAGUGUGCCUGUUGCAACCCUCGAUUUCGCCUCACUUUACCCCUCUAUCAUCCAAGCACACAAUCUCUGCUACACGACUUUGCUCAACAAGAGCAGUGUUGAGAAAUUGAAUCUGAAGAAAGACGAAGAUUAUAUUGUCACCCCAAAUGGAGACAUGUUUUGCACCACCAAAGUUCGCAAAGGCCUUUUAUCUCAGAUUCUUGAAGAAUUGUUGUCGGCAAGAAAGCGUGCAAAGAGAGAGUUAGCCACGGAGACCGAUUCCUUCAAGAAAGCAGUGCUGAACGGUCGUCAACUUGCUUUGAAGAUCAGCGCAAACAGUGUCUACGGUUUGACCGGUGCCACAGUGGGUAAACUGCCUUGUCUUCCAAUUGCCAGUAGUACAACCAGUUAUGGUCGUCAGAUGAUUGAGAAGACCAAACAAGAGGUAGAAGCACGCUAUACCAUCGCGAACGGCUACUCUCAUGAUGCUCAAGUCAUUUACGGUGAUACCGAUUCCGUCAUGGUCAAAUUCGGAGUCACCGAACUGGCAGAAGCGAUGAAGCUUGGCCAAGAAGCAGCAGAUUUCGUCUCUUCCAAGUUCAUCAAGCCUAUCAAGCUUGAAUUCGAGAAAGUCUACUUCCCUUAUCUUUUGAUCAACAAAAAACGAUAUGCUGGAUUAUACUGGACGAAUCCCGACAAGCAUGACAAGAUGGAUACCAAGGGUAUUGAAACUGUCCGUCGUGAUAAUUGUCUGAUGGUUCAAAAUGUCAUCGAAACCGUGUUGAACAAGAUCCUGAUUGAUCGAGACCUGGAUGGUGCCCAAGACUACGUCAAGGCCACAAUUUCGGAUCUUCUCCAGAACAAAAUCGAUAUGUCAAAACUGGUCAUCACAAAGGCACUGUCAAAACGCAAAGAGGACUAUGCGGGCAAACAGGCACACGUCGAACUCGCCGAGCGCAUGCACAAGCGUGACGCAGGCUCCGCACCAACACUUGGUGACCGUGUAGCCUAUGUUAUGAUUAAGGGCGCCAGCGAUUCUAAAGGUUACGAGCGCGCCGAAGAUCCCAUCUACGUGCUAGAGAACAACAUUCCCAUUGACACCAAGUACUACCUCGAUAACCAGCUUACAAACCCACUGAACCGUAUCUUCGAACCCAUCCUGGGCGAGAAGAAGGCUGGCCAGCUGCUUACUGGCGAGCAUACGCGGUCUAUUUCCAAGGCGGCAUCAAGUUUGGGUGGCCUGAUGAAGUUUGCCAAGAAGACCCAGACCUGCAUGGGUUGCAAGAAGCCACUUUCCAGCAAGGAGGAAAUGGAUGGUGCCGUCUGCGCCAACUGCCGGCCCCGUCUCGGCGAGCUGUACACGAAAACCUUGACCAAGGUUUCCGAUCUGGAGGUUCGCUUCGGCCGGUUGUGGACCCAGUGCCAGCGAUGCCAAGGUAGUCUUCACUGCGAGGUUAUCUGCUCCUCUCGUGACUGUCCGAUUUUCUAUAUGCGCAUGAAAGCAAAGAAGGAUGUGGAAGAUGCACAGAAGGACCUGUCCCGGUUUGACUUUGACGCUGGUGCUUGGUAA
Molecule: messenger RNA, 3315 nt
Organism: Penicillium paradoxum
Lineage: Eukaryota; Fungi; Ascomycota; Eurotiomycetes; Eurotiales; Aspergillaceae
Product: DNA-directed DNA polymerase delta POL3
Exons: 3
Coding region: 1-3315 (1104 amino acids)
Biological process (GO): DNA replication proofreading; base-excision repair, gap-filling; nucleotide-excision repair, DNA gap filling
Cellular component (GO): delta DNA polymerase complex
Molecular function (GO): DNA binding; nucleotide binding; 3'-5'-DNA exonuclease activity
Source: RefSeq, a predicted model, not a curated record